Dovyalis caffra is the source of this 261-nucleotide messenger RNA. Lineage: Eukaryota; Viridiplantae; Streptophyta; Magnoliopsida; Malpighiales; Salicaceae. The record is from the annotation of a GenBank genome assembly.
AUGUUCAUCGAGUGGUUUGAGUUCACAACAUAUGGAGAGAAUGAAAAGGAGGAAGUGGUCUAUAGGUGUGUGGAUGAGAAAAGAAGAAGAAUCGAGAAGAAUGUUAAAGCCUAUUGUGUGGGUUCAUUUGAGAAUGAGAAAGAAGAACAAAGAUUCGGUGAAGCCCGGUAUAAGGAUGAGAAGAGAAGAACAAAGGAGAAGAAUGGCCAAGCUUAUUAUGUGGGUUCAUUUGGGUAUGAGAAAGAAGAAGAAGAAAGAUGA